Molecule: messenger RNA, 1038 nt
Organism: Ochotona curzoniae (black-lipped pika)
Lineage: Eukaryota; Metazoa; Chordata; Mammalia; Lagomorpha; Ochotonidae
Product: zinc finger protein 135-like
Exons: 1
Coding region: 1-1038 (345 amino acids)
Source: RefSeq, a predicted model, not a curated record
AUGUUAGAAAGGAAGCAAGGGAAUCAGAAGAAAGUUCUGAGGCAUGCCUCAGCCAAACACAAGAAAAAGCCUCGAGAUUGCCAUGAAGUCGGGCAAAGUUCAGACCCAGUUAGACGUCGGAAGAGUCACCCGAUGAAAAAGCCCUGGGAGUGCACUGUGUGUGGCAGGUGCUUCAGUUACUUCUCCGCCUUUGUCCUGCAUCAGAGAAUCCACACCGGAGAGAAGCCCUAUGUGUGUAGCCAGUGUGCAAAGGCCUUCAGUCGGAGUUCUUCUCUUAGCCAGCAUCUGAGAGUCCACACUGGAGAGAAGCCGUACAAGUGCAGUGAAUGCGGGAAAGCUUUCAGUCACCGAUCAGCUCUCGUGCAGCAUCACGUUGUUCAUACGGGAGAGAAACCCUACGAGUGCAAGGAAUGUGGGAAGGCCUUCAACCAGAGCACAAACCUCAUUCAGCAUCGCAGAAUCCACACUGGAGAGAGUCUCUAUGCCUGUAGGGAAUGUGGGAAGGCUUUCAGCAACACCUCGUCCCUUAUUAAGCACCAGAGGGUGCAUAGCACAGAGAAACCCUAUGGGUGCAGAGAGCGUGGCCCCACUCAGCAGCAAAGAACUCACGUGAGAGAAAAGCCGUAUGAGUGUAGUGAUUGUGGGAAAGCCUUCAGCUACUGUUCAUCCUUUAUUCAGCAUCAAGGAACUCACACUGCGGAGAAACCCUACAUAUGUAGGGAAUGCGGGAAGGUCUUCAGUGACCGCUCGGCUCUUGUGAGACAUCAGAGAGUUCAUACAGGCGAGAGACCUUACAAAUGCAGAGAAUGCGAGAAAGCCUUCAGCCAGAGCUCCUCCCUUACAAAGCAUCUGAGAACCCACACUGGAGAGAAACCAUAUAAAUGCAAUGCUUGUGACAAGGCCUUCAGCCAGAGUUCAUCUCUCAUUCAACACCAGAAAACUCAUACAGGGCCAAAAUCCCACCAGUGGAAGAAGGGCGGGAAACCCUCCAGCGUACGUUUAGCCUUUGAUCAGCAGAAAGAAAUAUAUAACAAGUAG